This is a messenger RNA of Orussus abietinus, 1392 nucleotides long. RefSeq names its product GDP-D-glucose phosphorylase 1. Lineage: Eukaryota; Metazoa; Arthropoda; Insecta; Hymenoptera; Orussidae. The transcript has 5 exons. The record is from RefSeq and is a predicted model, not a curated record. Bases 208 to 1260 code for a protein of 350 amino acids. Gene Ontology annotation, molecular function: GDP-D-glucose phosphorylase activity. Gene Ontology annotation, biological process: glucose metabolic process. Gene Ontology annotation, cellular component: cytoplasm.
UCCGUGAAAAAUACGGGCGGCUCGUGCACCUGCCACUUGAUACCUUCCAGUGACGGCCCCAGGUGGCCCAACUCGGAGAUGAGGAGGAUCCUGAGUUGGGUCGGCACUGGGGGGGGUAUCAGAAGCAUGUGCACAUACUAUUGUAAUGUAUCAUCCAUCUCUAUAAGCCCUAUGGAAAAUCGGUUUAAAGCAUUGUAAAGCAUAAUUAUGCUGAAUAUUGACAACACCAUACCGAUAUUUCGAUACGAAUCAAAGAAUUUUAAUUUUCAUCUUAAUGAUUGUAAUAAAAGAGAUUCUGAGUUUGACACAGUGUUGAUGAAAAAAUGGUUACAGGCCGAAAGCGACGGUGUCUUUCGAUACAACCUCAAGAUCGCAGAAUGGAAAAUACUUGAAGGAAAACACCAUUACUUAGUGCAGUUAAAUCUUGAUAGAGUUUGGAACAGACGUAAACCUGAGAACAUCUCGUCCAUGUUGCAACCGUUCGAUGCUAGUCGCUUCAAUUUCACAAAAUUGCCUAAUCGAGAGAUAUUCUUUGACAUAGGAGAUGGAAGUGGAAAUGAUAUAAUUGCUGGUAAUGUUAGUCCUAUUGAAUCCGGACAUUGCUUGCUAUUGCAUCAACGUUUCCAAUGCCUGUCGCAGCAAGUUACCAAAAAUAGUCUAUGCAAGGCAUUAGAAUUAUUACUUCUUAGCAAUUCACCGUACCUUCGAAUUAUCUUUAACAGUUUAUGCGCUCAUGCUUCCGUCAACCACUUGCACUGGCAUUUAUACUACCUAAAACAUCAGAUGCCACUUGAAUGUAUUGAAAUUUCUGAACUAAUACACCCAGUAUUUUUAUUAACCAAUGUCCCUAGUAAUGGAUUUUGCUUGAAGCUUUCCUCAUUUUCUGGGAAUAGCAUCGACUGCUUAAACCAAUUAACAUUUUGGGUGUACUUAAUUGUUGAUUACCUGCAGAAACAUGAAAUUGCUCAUAACGUUUAUAUUACACGUGCAAAAACAAAACCCAAUGAGAGUAUUUACGACGAUGUACGCAUUUACAUUUGGGCAAGAAAAUCCAGCUGCGGUGUUAAAAAUACCACUGCAUUUGUUCCAGCAGUGUCUGAAUUGUUCGGACACAUAGUGACUGGAACUGAAGAAGCUUACAGAAAUUUGAAUGAAAAUACAAUUGCUGAAAUUCUCACCGAUAUCACUGAGGACACAUUUAACGCAGUCAAAGGAGAAAUCUUUAAUUUGGUUAAAAAAAAUGUAUCAAAUGAUAUAUAAAAUUAUAGGUAAUUUUUAUUAAUAGGAUAUUGUAAUAAAUUAUUAAAGGUAUAUUUAUGUAUAAUAGGGGUUACAAAGGAUCUAUACAUGAUAAAGGGGAAAUAAAUUGACAGAUACAAGUUAACCUAAAAA